This is a messenger RNA of Symbiodinium sp. CCMP2592, 930 nucleotides long. The record is from the annotation of a GenBank genome assembly. Lineage: Eukaryota; Dinophyceae; Suessiales; Symbiodiniaceae.
AUGGAUGUGGCAUCCUGGCUGUCUUCCCUUGCGACGCCAGCGGAUGACGUGGAGACUCCAGAGAACCAGCCGGAAGGUCAGUGCGAUGCAGCCGCGCAGCCGGAAGCUGAAGCCGUUCCAGCGGCAGAGAGGGCUUUGGAGGAGCUGCUGAGCGCCGGCUUUCCGAAAGCCCGCGCAGAGGCGGCGCUUGCUGCGAGCGACGGUGAUUUGGAUGAGGCCCUGGCCGCGCUGGCUCGGAAGCCUCAAGACGACGGCACCAAGCUCUCCGGGCCCAAGGUUUCCGAGAGGUCGGCCAUGGAGGUGGAGGGUGUGCAGUGCAGCCUCACGGAUCACGGCGAGUUGGUGAUGUUGCUCCCUGGAGAUUCCCUGCGCCCUGGACCUGUCGUCGGGCGAAAGAAGCCGGAUGGUGGAGUCCUGUUUGAUGGCAUGGACGACUGGCUCUGGGAGCUCUACGAAGGACAUCGCCCACGACCAAGCAACCUGCCUGCUUCGUUCGACACAGCAGCUGCAGUGGCAGCUCUGGAGGAUGGAGCGCCAUACGUUUGGGACGAUUUCGCGAGCCUGGAUGAAAUCAAGGAGGCGAACAGCGCCCUCGAGGACAUGUUCCAGAGGCGGGAGCUGACGCGGGGUUCCAGCCUCUGGGUCGACGAGUGCGCGGAAGGUGGCCACGCCCGAAAUCGACGGGCUCUGGAGGGGCAGCGCCGCGACGAUGCCUGCGGCUUUUGGGAUGUGCAAGGCGGGGAGCCAGCGCCGCCGGCACCGAUCCUGCGGCUCUUCAAGCGCUUGGAGGCCGCUGCUGCCAGGCACGAGGAGCCUGGCCUCUUAUGCCCGACAGUAGGAACAAUAGUAGUAAUGUUGAUAAUAAUAGUUGCUACAGUGGUAAAUAAUACAAUGUGUCAGAUACUAGGGUUACUGCAUGGAUCACUGUGA